CCCAGCCUGAGGCAAUCCGGGGCUGUGGGGUGGGUUUGGUGCCAGUUCCCUCUGGGACUGACGGUUAUUCCCAAACCAUUCCCAAACCAUUCCCGAAUCAUUCCCGAACCAUUCCCGGGUUCCCCGCACGCCCAGAGGACGCCUACAAGAUCCGGAUCCGCAUCGACGACGAGCCCGCCAACCUGGACAUCCUGGACACGGCGGGGCAGGCGGAGUUCACGGCCAUGAGGGACCAGUACAUGCGGGCCGGGGAGGGGUUCAUCAUCUGCUACUCCAUCACCGACCGGCGCAGCUUCCACGAGGUGCGCGAGUUCCGGCAGCUCAUCUACCGCGUGCGCCGCACCGACGACACGCCCGCCGUGCUCGUGGGCAACAAAUCCGACCUGGCCCAGCUGCGCCAG
Manacus vitellinus (golden-collared manakin) is the source of this 401-nucleotide messenger RNA. RefSeq names its product GTP-binding protein Rit1-like. NCBI's taxonomy places the organism in Eukaryota, Metazoa, Chordata, Aves, Passeriformes, Pipridae. The record is from RefSeq and is a predicted model, not a curated record. Gene Ontology annotation, biological process: Ras protein signal transduction. The transcript is spliced from 2 exons. The annotation marks the transcript as partial. Gene Ontology annotation, molecular function: calmodulin binding; GDP binding; GTPase activity. Gene Ontology annotation, cellular component: plasma membrane.